AUGCCCCUCAUUUUAAUCUCAGGUUUCCCUUCCGCGGGCAAGACUACCAGAGCCGCCCAGCUAAAGGAAUACUUCGAGUCCAAGAUCGCCAACUCGCCCCCUGAUGCGCGCACUUCUCGUCUCAAGGUCCAUCUCAUCAACGAUCAGACGCUGGGUGUGUCGCGCUCCGUCUAUCAUACCGCCAAAGCCGAGAAGGAUGCACGCGCGGAGGAAUAUUCUGCCGUCAAAAGAGUCCUGUCGCGCGAUAACAUCGUUAUCGCCGAUGGCUUAAACUACAUCAAGGGCUUCCGGUACCAAUUGUACUGCGAAGCCAAGGCUCUCCAGACGCCAAGCUGCGUUCUGCACAUAGGGACGCCGGCUGAACGAUGUCGCGAAAACAACAAGAAGCUCCUAGCGGACAAAGAUAGUGACGGUGGCUAUGAGGAGGAAGACUUUGAGAACCUCAUCUUCCGGUACGAAGAGCCCAAUGGCAUGACGCGAUGGGACAGCCCGUUGUUCAUCGUGGUCGAAGAAGACGAGAAGCCGCCGUGUGAUCAGAUAUGGGAUGCCAUGGUAGGCAGCGACGGCAAGAUGAAGACUGUCAAGCCGAACCUUGCGACAGUGCUGAAACCAGCGACAGAGCAGAACUACCUCUACGAGCUCGACAAGACCACGUCCGAUAUCCUCACUCAGAUAAUGGUAUACCAGAAGGAUCACCCUGGCGAAGGAGGUGGAGAGAUAGCCGUUGCCGAUGUCGAGAAGCCUAUCGAGCUCCCUGCGAUGCCCAUGACGCUACCACAACUCCAACGCAUUCGUCGCCAGUUCAUCACCCUGAACCGUCAACAUAGCUUUUCCAAAGCACGGAUAAAGGAGGUCUUUGUCGACUAUCUGAACGCCGAGUUUCUGCGCUAG
Alternaria atra is the source of this 891-nucleotide messenger RNA. RefSeq lists its product as uncharacterized. The record is from RefSeq and is a predicted model, not a curated record. The transcript has 5 exons. The coding region runs from base 1 to 891 and encodes 296 amino acids. NCBI's taxonomy places the organism in Eukaryota, Fungi, Ascomycota, Dothideomycetes, Pleosporales, Pleosporaceae.